Molecule: messenger RNA, 173 nt
Organism: Candidula unifasciata
Lineage: Eukaryota; Metazoa; Mollusca; Gastropoda; Stylommatophora; Geomitridae
Source: the annotation of a GenBank genome assembly
AUGGCCAGACCCGGAGACCAGAGAAUCCUCAAGGACAACCGCUCCAGCUACAACCUGAUCGCUCACGAUCAUCAUGUGCCACAGUCGCCGUUGUUCGGGCCCUCGCCACGCCGAGCGCAGAACUACCGCCCUCAGGUAGAUGAAGAGGUGCAGGCAGGGGGAGACAUAGAGCA